UGUCAUUUAGCCACCCUCUAGAUAAUGGCUCGUAUCCCUCAGCUUUAGUUGUUGAUUUCAAGUGAACUGGUGACGUAGCUGCAGAUUAUCCAAGAUGCCGGUGUUUAAUUGGAAGGUUUUAGAUAACUUUCCUUUGCUUUUGUACAUUCUCGCUGCCAAGACGCUGUUAUUGUGUCUGGCGUUUGCUGGUGUCAAGAUAUACCAGAGUAGGAAAAUUGAAGCACAACUAAAACUUGAGCGUGAAGCGAAACGUAAACAAGAAGCAGAAAAGGAAGAGCUAGAGAAAAAGGAUGACUAAGGUAUAUCAACCAAUAUAUGUAUUGCUAAAUGCUAAACGAAAGCCUGCUCGAAGACCUGCUGGACUUGUUGCCAAUGGUGUACCAAAUCACAGACAUACAAUGUUAAAUUCUUUAUUUAUUUGACUUUUUAUUGUAAUGGUUUGUACAUAAAAAUAAAACUUUUUUUAAUGACCUAAUGUCUCAAACAUGUUAAGCCGGUGAUCUUUUGUAGAAUAAAUGUGUUUAAACUGAA
Bombina bombina (fire-bellied toad) is the source of this 531-nucleotide messenger RNA. RefSeq names its product small integral membrane protein 11 (gene SMIM11). The record is from RefSeq and is a predicted model, not a curated record. The transcript is spliced from 3 exons. The coding region runs from base 95 to 298 and encodes 67 amino acids. NCBI's taxonomy places the organism in Eukaryota, Metazoa, Chordata, Amphibia, Anura, Bombinatoridae.